Messenger RNA from Parasteatoda tepidariorum (common house spider), 2002 nucleotides. RefSeq names its product muscarinic acetylcholine receptor (gene mAChR-B). Gene Ontology annotation, biological process: G protein-coupled receptor signaling pathway, coupled to cyclic nucleotide second messenger; chemical synaptic transmission; adenylate cyclase-inhibiting G protein-coupled acetylcholine receptor signaling pathway. Gene Ontology annotation, molecular function: G protein-coupled acetylcholine receptor activity; G protein-coupled serotonin receptor activity. Gene Ontology annotation, cellular component: plasma membrane; dendrite; synapse. NCBI's taxonomy places the organism in Eukaryota, Metazoa, Arthropoda, Arachnida, Araneae, Theridiidae. The record is from RefSeq and is a predicted model, not a curated record.
UUCCGUUUCCUUCACUCCAUCUACGAAAUAGGAAAAGAACCUGCACAAUGUCUUUGAAUCAAAUUCUGACUAAUUAUACCUUUCCAACCAAUGAAACAACCGAAGCUUGUCAGAACAUGUCCGAAACUACAGAUUCUCCAAAGACAUGGGUUUUACCUUUUUCCAUAUGGUUCAGUAUAUUUAUUGGUGUUAUGAUUGGUCUAUGUAUUAUAAUCACAGUAGCAGGAAACAUCUUAGUUUUAACUGCAUUUGCUGUCGAAAGAAGUAUAAGACAACCAAGUAAUUACUUCAUUGGAUCUUUAGCUGUCUCAGAUCUGUGCAUUGGUGUCAUAUCCAUGCCUUUUUAUGCAGUUUAUGUUUUGAUGGGCAGAUGGGACUUGGGUCCUGUUACUUGCGAUCUGUGGUUAGCUACUGAUCAUACUGUUUGUUUAGUCUCCAUUUACACAGUUUUAUUGAUAACAAUUGAUAGAUUUUGCUCUGUUAAAAUUGCAGCAAGAUAUAGAAGUUGGAGAACAAAAACUAAAGUGAUGUGGAUGGUGGCAGUGACUUGGAUUGUUCCUUUUUUGGUAUUUUUCAUCAGCAUCAUGGGAUGGGAACAUUUCAUUGGUUACAGAGAUUUAGAAGAUGGUGAAUGUGAAGUACAGUUUCUGAAAGACCCUGUCUUUAAUACAUCCCUCAUCAUAGGCUAUUUCUACUGCACCCUCAUAAUUCUUUUCUGGCUUUAUUACGGAAUAUACAGGACAGCAAGUCAAAUGCAAAAACGAUCUAUGGAGAAACAAAGGAAAAUCCAAGCUCUGGUUGCCUUAGGUAAAUCAAAGCCGGAUAUUAAGACGCCUGUAUCUCAAAAUACACUUUUAGUACAAGAAAGAAAUGAUAUUAAAAGCUUUGCAAUGGGAGGCGUGGCUGGAGCUGUCAUCGGUUCAAUAGCUGCUGUUACUUCAACAAGCGGACAACCAAGUGACAUUAGUCCCACCAGAAAUGUUAAUGCCGGAAACUUAGAAGAAAAUAAUUCAGAUGAUCGCUCUAGCAGUGUAGGCUUUGAUUCUGACUUCGAUGAAAUGCUUCAGCAAAGUGAUGAAAUUAAGCCUGUAAAGAAACGGAAAAAGUAUAAGAAGAAACCUUCAGCAGGAAUUCAGAUACCAAUACCACGUCUUGAAACUUCUUCACCAACUGAAAAAUCAUUCAUGAGUUUAAUUCUUCCUACACCAAAUUUAACCGUUACAUCAUCAUCAACAGGUUCAACUAAACUUCAUUCGUAUCCAGGUUCUGAAAAAAGCUCACCAAAUGUACAAAAUUCGUCAGAAAGCCGUAAUAUUUCGAGAGUUAUUGAAGAACCUCCUAUAACUUCACCAUUCGAUCCAUCAACACAUGAAAAAGGAAAGAUCUCUCUUGAAACGGUAACUGAAGCAAAAAUAAAACCAAGUAGCUCUAAGGAUUCCUCACUUAAAACACUCGAAGUAGAUGUGACACCAAAGGAUACAAUUGUUGAAUCCAAUUCUGGUAAGACUGCAACGAAAUUACUUCCAGUCGCUGAAGAAAGUGAAGCAAUCAGCCCAGAAACAAAGUCAGCCCAAACGUUAGUUUCAGCUUUAAGUAAAAAGAUCCGAGUCCCUAAAAGAAAAAAGAGCAGGAGUAAAAGGCAUAAAUCAAAGUCAGAAAAUCGAGCUCGGAAAGCUCUCAGGACAAUCUCUUUCAUUUUAGGAGCAUUUGUAGUUUGUUGGACUCCAUAUCAUAUCUGUGCUUUAGUUGCUGGUUUUUGCAGAGAUGCUACAGGAUGUGUAAACCAUCAUUUAUUUUAUUUUACUUAUUUCUUAUGUUACGCAAAUAGUCCAAUUAAUCCUUUUUGUUACGCUAUGGCAAAUCAACAAUUCAAAAAAGCAUUUACGCGUAUUUUAAAGGGAGAUUUUCAUAAAACUUAAUUCUUCCAAUUCAUUCUCUCUUUCAAGCCCGCAUUUUUGAAGAAACUUUUUGCAAUAAUCUAUUAGAAUUCCUAAAGGUAUAC